AUUCCCCCACCCCCCCUUUCUUCGACUUCAGUUAUCCAAUGAUCUGUCUGCACUCUGCUUAAAAACCCUCAGAAAGACUCGCUUUUUUUGUUGUUGUUUAUCAUCCCCUCGUAUCUCUCUCGCGUCAACCCGCCAUCAUGGCGAAUCCUCUCAGUUCAGCAUGGCGUUCCUUUUGGCAUACGAUGACCUCCUAUGAUCGACAUGCGUCCCACGACUCUCCCUACCGAACAGGCCAACAUGUUCCUCUCAGUCAGAGUCGCCAUGAACCUCUCACGUCGAUAGCGACAAGCGCUAUCGAGUCUCGACCAGAUCUCACCAACCCCUAUGAAGAUGAACAGCCCAGGGGCUGGAACGGCUCCCCAACCGGCAUCGCCUCCCCGAACCGCCCUUAUUCGCCCGGGAUGCGAUCUAUGUCUUCACAGCAACGACGAUCAACUGAUCAAGGUCCAGAUGGGCCUCCAGAGAUCCAGAUGCAGAGCUUCCACGAUGGCGCACCACCCCCUCCUCCCAUUGGACAUUCGUGGCGAAAAAUAGAACGCUGGUUGGAGAGCAAUUACGAAGAGCUUUACGACAACCUCUGCGAAGGUUGCACCCAAAAUGACAUUAAUGAACUGGAACAUGAAUUAGACUGCAGCCUGCCGUUGGAGGUUCGGGAAUCGCUGAUGGCCCAUGACGGCCAGGAACGCCCGGGUCUGCCAACGGGUAUCAUCUUUGGCUGCAUGCUUCUCGACUGUGAAGAAAUCGUCCAGGAGUGGAAAAACUGGAGAACCGUCAACGAAGAGUUCCUGGCUACUUCCAACAUGGUUAACCCUCCAGUCGCCCCCAAAGCGACAGCGAGCUCCUCGUCCGCCCCCCCCUCGGCUCAGGGCGCUAAUCCGAUGUGGAGACAGGACCUUCAGGAGCGACAAGACUCUCAACCCCCUGGUGCGGUCCAGAAGGCCUACGCCCACCCGGCUUGGAUCCCUCUUGCCCGUGAUUGGGGUGGUAACCACAUUGCGAUCGACCUGGCUCCCGGACCCGCGGGAAAGUGGGGCCAAGUCAUUAUCUUUGGGCGUGACUACGACUGCAAAUAUGUUGUUGCUCGAUCCUGGGCUGCCUUCCUCGCCGUGUUAGCAGAUGACCUCUGCAGCGGCAAGUCUAUGGUGGAUGAAGAAACCAACGAACUCAAGCUCCUGGAAUUUAAGGCCCAAAACGUCGAACCCCCUUACUUGGAGAUUCUCAGGUGGAGGACGGACCAAAAAUACGGCAGAAAGGCACCUCGCCGCAAGGCUCCCAAUGGACUGGGACUUAACACUGGCAGCAAGUCCGGGAAAGAGUCCCCUUACGGCAGCCCAGGGCCUAGUGAGGAGCGUGGAAGGUCACCCCACCGCUUCCCCAAUCGCGGUGCUACUCAGAGCCCCAAGACGCAAUUCGGUAUUUCUAGCCCACUCGCGCGUGUCACCGAAGAGGUGUCAAGCCCGGUACGUGCCAGCACCGAGGACAAACUUGCCGAGGAUGCUGGCAAGGCGGCCUCGAAAGAAUCCCAGAUCGAGGAUCUUCUGGAAGUUUCAACCCCCCACGACUCGGGUAAAGAGAAUGAAAGAUUUGGUGAGCAGACACCCACAAAGAAGUCAUCAGAGCCAGAAAAGGCGCCAAGGCGUGAAUCGAACCAGGGAGCCUCGACCCCGGGCUUGGAUAGCGAGGUUUUGGGCGAAAUGAAGAAUGUUGCCAUCUAAAUGCCGGUUUCCUAUUGCGUGUUUUCCCUUCCCUGAUCCUCCUUUCGCGAUUAUUGGCAGAUUGAUUCUGCGGUUCUAACACAUGGCUCUCUCUUUAUCUUGUUUUCUUUUUUCAUUGAAGUGUGUCAGGCGCAGUUACCAAGGCGAUGGGGUUUGUGUGAAGAUUAUUUGAACAUCCUUGUAUAAACUUCUUCCAUUCUUCUGUUUUUCCCUGUGGCCUUAGCAGUCAGUCCCUCUGUGGGGAUCU
Aspergillus ochraceoroseus IBT 24754 is the source of this 1962-nucleotide messenger RNA. Its product is annotated as SMI1/KNR4 family protein. Gene Ontology annotation, biological process: cell wall biogenesis; regulation of fungal-type cell wall biogenesis. The record is from RefSeq and is a predicted model, not a curated record. The coding region runs from base 138 to 1715 and encodes 525 amino acids. Lineage: Eukaryota; Fungi; Ascomycota; Eurotiomycetes; Eurotiales; Aspergillaceae. Gene Ontology annotation, cellular component: mating projection tip. The transcript is spliced from 2 exons.